GGCUGGGCUCUAUUGGGGGCCGCUGAGCGCAGCUCCAGGACUGGGGCUCUGUGCGGGAGCCUAAGGGGGGCGUCUGGACGGCGGAGACUAGAGACUCCCGGGUCCGAGGCGGGAGGGGUGGGGGCCGAGAUCCCGCAGCCCCCCGCCCCCCGUCACCCCCGGAGAGGAGCGGAGAUCUGCUUUCUUGGUUUUGCUUCUCUUUACCCCCACCCCCACCCCCACCCCGGGGGCUGGGGCGAGGGGAGUCGGGUUACAGGGUGUUUGGGGAGGGGGGCUUAGGGGGAGGGGCUAUCUUUCUAUCUCGCUUUCUUCCCCCCUCCCCAGUUCUUUGUUCCCCCCUCCCCACACACCCCCUCCUCUCCUCUCCCCUCCCCUCCUCUCUCCUCUUUUCCCUUCCACCACCUCUCUCUCCCUCUCUCUCUCUCUCUCCCCCAGCUUUUGUUUCGCCAUGCCUAGUCUAGUGGUAUCUGGAAUAAUGGAAAGAAAUGGGGGCUUUGGAGAACUAGGAUGUUUCGGGGGAAGCGCUAAGGACCGAGGGCUGCUGGAAGACGAGCGCGCCCUUCAGCUGGCUCUUGAUCAACUCUGCCUCCUGGGUUUGGGGGAGCCCCCCGCCCCCACGGCGGGCGAGGACGGGGGAGGUGGGGGGGGCGGCGCCCCCGCGCAGCCGGCCGCCCCCCCGCAACCGGCCCCGCCGCCGCCGCCCGCUGCGCCCCCGGCCGCCCCGACAGCGGCCCCCGCGGCGCAGACGCCCCAGCCCCCCACCGCCCCCAAAGGGGCGAGCGACGCCAAGCUAUGCGCUCUCUACAAAGAGGCCGAGCUGCGCCUGAAGGGCAGCAGCAACACCACGGAGUGUGUACCGGUGCCCACCUCUGAGCACGUGGCCGAGAUCGUGGGCAGACAAGGCUGCAAGAUUAAGGCUCUGAGGGCCAAGACCAACACCUACAUCAAGACACCGGUUCGAGGCGAGGAGCCGGUGUUUAUGGUGACAGGGCGGCGAGAGGAUGUGGCCACAGCCCGGCGGGAAAUCAUCUCGGCAGCUGAGCACUUCUCUAUGAUCCGCGCCUCCCGAAACAAGUCAGGCGCAGCCUUUGGUGUGGCCCCUGCUCUGCCUGGCCAGGUGACCAUCCGUGUGCGAGUGCCCUACCGGGUAGUGGGACUGGUGGUGGGCCCCAAGGGGGCAACCAUCAAGCGCAUCCAGCAACAGACCAACACGUACAUUAUCACGCCAAGCCGUGACCGUGACCCAGUGUUCGAGAUCACUGGUGCCCCGGGCAAUGUGGAGCGUGCGCGGGAAGAGAUCGAGACGCACAUCGCAGUGCGCACUGGCAAGAUCCUUGAGUACAACAAUGAAAACGACUUCCUGGCGGGGAGCCCCGACGCCGCACUUGAUAGCCGCUACUCAGACGCCUGGCGGGUACACCCGCCAGGCUGCAAGCCACUCUCCACCUUCAGGCAGAACAGUCUGGGCUGCAUCGGCGAGUGUGGAGUGGACUCUGGCUUUGAGGCCCAGCGCCUGGGCGAGCAAGGCGGGGAUUUUGGCUACGGCGGGUACUUGUUUCCGGGCUAUGGCGUGGGCAAGCAGGACGUGUACUACGGCGUGGCCGAGACUAGCCCCCCGCUGUGGGCGGGCCAGGAGAAUGCCACGCCCACCUCGGUGCUCUUCUCCUCCGCCUCCUCAUCCUCCUCCUCUUCCGCCAAGGCCCGGGCUGGGCCUCCCGGCGCACAUCGCUCUCCUGCCCCCUCUGCAGGACCCGAGCUGGCCGGACUUCCCAGGCGCCCGCCGGGAGAACCGCUCCAAGGCUUCUCUAAACUUGGGGGAGGCGGCCUACGGAGCCCGGGUGGUGGGCGAGAUUGCAUGGUAUGCUUUGAGAGCGAAGUGACUGCCGCCCUUGUGCCCUGCGGACACAACCUGUUCUGCAUGGAGUGUGCAGUACGCAUCUGCGAGAGGACGGAUCCGGAGUGUCCCGUCUGCCACAUCACAGCCACGCAAGCCAUCCGAAUAUUCUCUUAAGCCCUCUGCCCCAUGUGUCCUAGGCCCACUCCCCAGGGGCCGGCCCUGGACCUGUUUUCCAGUAGGGCCUUUUGGAAAUUAAUGAAUUUUGCGGGGCAAGGUGCUUACAGAUA
Sciurus carolinensis (gray squirrel) is the source of this 2124-nucleotide messenger RNA. RefSeq names its product mex-3 RNA binding family member A (gene Mex3a). Gene Ontology annotation, molecular function: RNA binding. The record is from RefSeq and is a predicted model, not a curated record. The transcript has 2 exons. Lineage: Eukaryota; Metazoa; Chordata; Mammalia; Rodentia; Sciuridae. Bases 449 to 2011 code for a protein of 520 amino acids.